Messenger RNA from Equus caballus (horse), 2443 nucleotides. It is a transcript of the gene CRY1, whose product is annotated as cryptochrome circadian regulator 1. Gene Ontology annotation, molecular function: FAD binding; DNA binding. Lineage: Eukaryota; Metazoa; Chordata; Mammalia; Perissodactyla; Equidae. Gene Ontology annotation, biological process: circadian regulation of gene expression; negative regulation of DNA-templated transcription; entrainment of circadian clock by photoperiod. The record is from RefSeq and is a predicted model, not a curated record. Gene Ontology annotation, cellular component: cytoplasm; nucleus.
GGGGCCCCGCGCCCGCCGCGCCCCCGGGAUGGGGGUGAACGCCGUGCACUGGUUCCGAAAGGGGCUCCGGCUCCACGACAACCCCGCCCUGAAGGAGUGCAUUCAGGGCGCCGACACCAUCCGCUGCGUCUACAUCCUCGACCCCUGGUUCGCGGGCUCCUCCAACGUGGGCAUCAACAGGUGGCGAUUUUUGCUUCAAUGUCUCGAAGACCUUGAUGCCAAUCUGCGAAAAUUAAACUCUCGUCUGUUUGUGAUUCGUGGACAGCCAGCAGAUGUGUUUCCCAGGCUUUUCAAGGAAUGGAACAUUACUAAACUUUCAAUUGAGUAUGAUUCUGAGCCCUUUGGAAAGGAACGAGAUGCGGCUAUUAAGAAACUGGCUACUGAAGCUGGAGUAGAAGUCAUUGUACGAAUUUCACAUACAUUAUAUGACCUAGACAAGAUCAUAGAACUCAAUGGUGGACAGCCACCUCUUACUUAUAAAAGAUUCCAGACUCUCAUCAGCAAAAUGGAACCACUGGAGAUACCAGUAGAGACAAUUACGUCUGAAGUGAUAGAGAAGUGUACAACUCCUCUGUCUGAUGACCAUGAUGAGAAAUAUGGAGUCCCUUCACUGGAAGAACUAGGUUUUGAUACAGAUGGCUUACCCUCUGCAGUGUGGCCGGGUGGAGAGACUGAAGCACUUACACGUUUGGAAAGGCAUUUGGAAAGAAAAGCUUGGGUGGCAAACUUCGAAAGGCCUCGCAUGAAUGCGAAUUCCCUGCUUGCCAGCCCUGCCGGACUCAGUCCUUAUCUCCGGUUUGGGUGUCUGUCGUGUCGACUCUUCUACUUCAGACUGACAGACCUGUACAGAAAGGUAAAGAAGAACAGUUCCCCUCCCCUUUCCCUUUAUGGGCAACUGUUAUGGCGUGAAUUUUUCUACACGGCAGCAACAAACAAUCCACGCUUUGAUAAAAUGGAAGGAAACCCCAUCUGCGUUCAGAUUCCUUGGGAUAAGAAUCCUGAGGCAUUAGCGAAAUGGGCGGAAGGCCGGACAGGCUUUCCGUGGAUUGACGCCAUCAUGACACAGCUUCGGCAGGAGGGCUGGAUUCACCAUCUAGCCAGACAUGCAGUUGCUUGCUUCCUGACACGGGGUGACCUGUGGAUUAGUUGGGAGGAAGGAAUGAAGGUAUUUGAAGAAUUAUUGCUUGAUGCAGAUUGGAGCAUAAAUGCUGGAAGUUGGAUGUGGCUGUCUUGUAGUUCCUUUUUCCAACAGUUUUUUCACUGCUAUUGCCCUGUUGGUUUUGGUAGGAGAACAGAUCCCAAUGGAGACUAUAUCAGGCGUUAUUUGCCUGUCCUAAGAGGCUUUCCUGCAAAAUAUAUCUAUGAUCCCUGGAAUGCACCAGAAGGUAUCCAAAAGGUAGCCAAAUGUUUGAUAGGAGUUAACUAUCCUAAACCAAUGGUGAACCAUGCUGAGGCAAGCCGUUUGAAUAUCGAGAGGAUGAAACAGAUCUACCAGCAGCUUUCACGAUAUAGAGGAUUAGGUCUUCUUGCAUCAGUGCCUUCUAAUCCUAACGGGAAUGGAGGCCUCAUGGGGUAUUCUCCUGGAGAAAAUAUCCCAGGUUGUAGCAGCAGUGGAAGUUGCUCUCAAGGGAGUGGGAUUUUACAUUAUGCUCAUGGGGACAGUCAGCAAACUCACCUGUUAAAGCAAGGAAGAAGCUCCCUGGGCCCUGGUCUCAGCAGUGGGAAACGCCCCGGUCCAGAAGAGGACACGCAGGGUAUCGGUCCUAAAGUCCAGCGACAGAGCACUACUUAGAAAACAUUCAGGAGGAAUACUGUUGCCGCUGAAAUUGGGGGAAUUCAAUACUUUUUCAGUUAAAUUAUUUUAAAAUAUUCUUCAUUGAUGGAAAGCAGUUACAUUUUGAAAUGCAUUGUUUCUAUUGACAUUUCUGUAGUUUUUAACUUUUUAAUGAAUUUCACGUAGGACAGAUGGUAAUUUGUAUAUAAAGAACUUGGUAACCAAGAAUUUGCUUAAUGUAAAUAUAGGCAAUCACAAUUAGUAUAGAUCCAUCAAUAUAUUUUUGAUAAUUUUUCAUGUAUGGUAAAAGUUAAAGUGGCAAGCUGAUAUUCUAAUAUAAAAAUCAAAGUUUUGAGAGUCAGUGUGGGAAAAUAGGAGGUUUUUAGACUUUCUUAAAAGACUUUGUUAAAAUUUUAGGACAGAAUUUCUUGACAUCAUUGUUGUAUUUCACUUUUCACUCUUUGAUAAUAAUGUUUUAGAAAAUAUGCGUAAUCAAAAUUGGUAGUUAUAGCCUCUGUUAACACAGAAAAUAUAUGUUAUUAAAGCUUCAUGUAUGCCUGUUUUUGACCCAAACUUGUGGAAGUAUCGUGUGUAAAGUUCUCUGUCUCCUUUUCCUUGUUCAUUUCCAGCUACAGUGACCUUGUUAUUAAAGUAUACGCAUAUAUGGAA